Messenger RNA from Trichoplusia ni (cabbage looper), 1334 nucleotides. RefSeq names its product mitochondrial thiamine pyrophosphate carrier-like. NCBI's taxonomy places the organism in Eukaryota, Metazoa, Arthropoda, Insecta, Lepidoptera, Noctuidae. The record is from RefSeq and is a predicted model, not a curated record. Bases 123 to 1076 code for a protein of 317 amino acids. Gene Ontology annotation, molecular function: thiamine transmembrane transporter activity. The transcript has a single exon. Gene Ontology annotation, biological process: thiamine pyrophosphate transmembrane transport. Gene Ontology annotation, cellular component: mitochondrial inner membrane.
CCAGCCGACAAGAGGUUGACAAUUUCUGAAUUUGACAUUUCAAUGGCAAAACGAUAAGGUUAUGUUAUUUAAUAGCCCAGCCGCGAGCGAUAAAACAAAAAUUUUAAGUAAAAUUGUGACUAAUGACGCUAUUAAUGAAAAAUGAGUCAAAGACAACAUUCCUCGAGUCUGCCUUAGCUGGAGGCGCAGCGGGAGCCUUCACAAGAGCUGUAGCACAACCUCUUGACGUUCUGAAAAUAAGGUUUCAACUUCAGUUAGAACCUAUAAAAGAUGGAUCGAAAUAUAGCUCAAUUUUACAAGCAUGUAGCUCCAUAGUUAAAGAAGAGGGUUAUUCAACGUUAUGGAGUGGUCAUAUUCCGGCACAGUUAUUAUCAAUAUCGUACGGAAUGAUACAGUUUUCUGUGUUUGAAAAAAUUGUUGAAUUGAAUCAAGCAUCUGAUGCUCAGUUCGAAAGUCACAGACACUGGAUAAUAUUUUCUAGUGGUUCCGUAGCUGCUUCCGUGGCUACAGUUGUAUCUUUUCCUUUCGAUACUGUAAGAACCAGGCUAAUAGCAGAACAGAAAACGAGAAAGGCGUACAAAGGAUUUAUGGACGCAUUUAGCUCGAUGGUUACCAAAGAGGGGCCACAGGCUCUAUUUAAAGGGUUGACGCCUACUCUUGGGCAGAUUGCACCACAUGCUGGCAUACAGUUUUUUGUCUACAAGCUGUUCACCGACAAUAUACUAAACAAAUUGAGUUUAUUCGAUCGAAAAUCAUCUACAGUAAAAUCAACAUUAGCAGGUAACUUGAUUGCAGGUUCAAUAGCUGGGUUUAUAGCAAAGACUGCAAUUUAUCCAUUUGAUUUGGUAAAGAAGAGAAUGCAAAUACAAGGCUUUCAGCAACACAGGACUGGGUUUGGGAAGCAAAUGUACUGCAGUGGUUUGCUACACUGUAUAAAGUUAACUAUCAAUGAUGAAGGGUUCCUAGCCCUCUACAAAGGCUAUGGUCCAAGUAUGUUAAAGUGUAUCCUGGUCACUGCAUUGCACUUUGCAGUGUAUGAUGAAAUAAAACACAUGCUACUCAAAAUGAAAAGUUGAUGUUGCAAUCACAAUUGAAAUGAUUAAUUGAGAUGUUUAAUUUUACUGUAAUUUAAUUACUUGCCAUCUUAGUAAAUUGAACUUAUACUAGUAUCAAUAUACAGUAAAAAAUGUGUUUGUGAUCAGAUUGUCUUUGUACAGAGAUUUUAAAACAUAAAUGAAAAAAAAAAACUUUUUGGGCUUUUUAGAAAGUGCAAAAAGGUAGCAUUUUUAUUACUUGGGAUAACAAUAGCAGAAUAUUAAAUGAAAAAUGUUUUU